UAUGUUGAUUGUUUUAAGUGAGCGCGGUAAUAAGUUGAAAUUUGUAUUUGUAACUGAAUUCAAGACUGUGGUUUUGUAAAUUCUUUUUUACACAGUAUUUGCUACUAUAUUUAUUCACCAUGGACGAUAUCCAGACGAUUAAACGUGUAAAAACGUUUGUACUACCGGACAAAUGUUUCGAGAAACGAGUCGCCUGUGCGUGGAGACGUGGGAACAAGUUCUCCGUAUACCCCCGUUCGCAAAAACCGAAUAAAACAACCUCGGAAUCGUCAGUCAAAACCGACGAUAAAAUAUUAGUUAUUUCCCAAGAAAUUGGUUUAUUUAGUCCAAUAUUACGAAGAUUAGUUAACGAGGCGAACGGAACUUUCCUAUCUGUAAGAAAAGUGUCUGAAACAUCCAAGAAUUCGGAUAAUCAAGUCGAGUUUCUGAAACUUUCGCGCCAAUAUCGAUCUAUCAUUCGUGUCUGUAUAGAGAGUCUUCAAGAAGCUGGCGAGAAAGAGGAAGAUGGCGUCACAAGGAACGACUUACUGUCCUACAUAACUAUAUUUUACUCAAUUGAAUGUAUAUGGCAUUUGUGCGAGAUUCUAUUCAUUGACAUAAUCCCUGGAGAUGUAGUGUUACCAUUCCUGUUGGAAUGGGUCCGUUUCCAUUUCCCUCGCCAUGAGCAAACUGCUGCACAGCUGUUGGAAUCCUGUGAGCGAGGUUCAGAGGAUCACCCGGACUAUUGGGACACAGUAGUUGGCAUGGUAGUUCAGGGAAGAGUGGACGUUGCAAGGGCACUACUGAAGCUGCAUUCAGCAGUGGACUCCAAUGAGUUCAAGCUAGUUGAUAACUCACUGAGGAGCAUGCCAGUUUAUAGUGUGUAUGGAGGAAUCUCGACAGGUGAAUUCACUAUAUCCUGGAAGCAUUGGCAGGCUGAGUGCCGGUCCAAGCUCAACAGCCGACUCCUGGGACAGCAGCCUCAACUGGAGCUUGUUAUGAGAAUCAUGACGGGUGAGUACUCCGCCUUCGAGUCCAUCCGCGGCAAGUACACGUCGUGGUUCGACGUGCUGGGCGGCUGGCUGCUGUUCACGGCCCCGUGGGCGCGGCGCCACGAGCUGGGCAGCGCCGCCGCCGCGUGCGCCGGCCUGGCCGCGCCCGCGCGCUCGCACCUCGACGCCAUGGUGCGCGCCGCACUGGACGGCGACUUGUACCAGGUGAUCCACGAAAUCCAGCAGAUAACAGAUAACGGCUGGUUCGCGACCCACCUCACUGACAUCCUCUACCAGUGUGGGAAACUGCAGAUUUUAGACAAGCACCAAACUGAUGUAACCUGCCGCCUGAGAAACAGUCUCGUGCUGGAGUACGGCUCCCUGCUGUUGGAGCACCGCUCGCUGUGGGCGGCGGGGCUGUCGUACCUGGCGACGUGCGCGCCCGAGGGCCCGCGGCGCGCCGAGCUCUUGCUGGAGCGGAUGCCCAUACACACGGAGGCCAAGGCCAUGCGGGUCGCCGCUGAGGCCAAGAAGCAUGGCCUGCUUGGAGUGGUGCAGGCGGUGUGCGCGGUGCAGAGUGCGCGCGCGCUGUGGCGCGGCGCGGCGGGCGCGGCGCUGGCGUGGGGCGCGCGCGCGCGCAGUGCGGCGCAGUGCGGGCGCGCGGCGCACCGGGCGCUGCGCGAGUACUGCGCCGGCCGCGCGCUGCCCGCCGCCGACCUGCUGCUCACGGCCGGCGCCUCGCUGCUCAUCGACAACACGCUGCUGCUGCUGGGUAAAUACUGCGAUUUCCAUCGACUGUACAAGAGCAGAGAGUACAAAAAAGCUGCGAAAUUACUUGUCUCACUCAUCACGUCAAAUAUUGCGCCAGAUUAUUUCUGGCCUACUCUGCUGCUUGACACCUUACCACUGCUGGAGACGGAAGAGCCGGUUCUGUCCUCGGACGACAGCUACGAGAUCAUGCUGUGCCUCGAGCUCCGGGCGGACUGCCUGGACAGGGAGAAAGCUGAUCUGCUGAGGCUGGCGCUGGCCAGAAACCUCGCGAGAACCGCGCUCCAGGAUGUCGAGGACGACUAGCAGAGGGAUAUCGCUUCAACUCCUAACUUGGACCAUAAGAAGAGUGGCGUGCACAGGGAUACCGAAUAGGUUGGAUGCUAGGCGGAAAGUUACCAAAAAAACUUAGUGUUUUUAAGGUGCUAAGUCAAAGUCGCGUACAUUACAUAAAAAAUAUGCACAUAGAAGUGAGAUCCGUAUCUAAAGGGUAAAACGGGACCCUACAAGGACUGCUGCAUCUGGCGACA
This is a messenger RNA of Pararge aegeria (speckled wood butterfly), 2269 nucleotides long. RefSeq names its product nuclear pore complex protein Nup85 (gene Nup75). Lineage: Eukaryota; Metazoa; Arthropoda; Insecta; Lepidoptera; Nymphalidae. Gene Ontology annotation, molecular function: structural constituent of nuclear pore. Gene Ontology annotation, biological process: positive regulation of DNA-templated transcription; protein import into nucleus; mRNA export from nucleus. The coding region runs from base 120 to 2045 and encodes 641 amino acids. Gene Ontology annotation, cellular component: nuclear pore outer ring. The transcript has 10 exons. The record is from RefSeq and is a predicted model, not a curated record.